Molecule: messenger RNA, 1244 nt
Organism: Lingula anatina
Lineage: Eukaryota; Metazoa; Brachiopoda; Lingulata; Lingulida; Lingulidae
Source: RefSeq, a predicted model, not a curated record
CAUGUAGGUGAACCAAGACGACACUCGUACUUGUCCAGAGCACUACCAUAAUCUUGAUACAGUGGCUUACUGGACCCAGAUAAUGAGAAGUAUACAUUAAUUACGUUAUGUUAUACAAUGCAUGUCCAUAUCUUUGCUGGGAUUCAAGAUAGAUCUUCGGAUCCAUCUUAGGUCAUUGGUAAGAUACAAGCUCCGCCUACAUACACCAGUUUAUCUGCUUACCUGGAACAUUGCAAGAUGGAGCAUGUCCACAUCCCCGUCAUAGACAUGUCUGCGGCAAAGGCCAAACGUGCGGAAACGGCCGCGCGUUUAGGCGCUGCGUUAGAGAGCGUGGGUUUUGUUUGCCUAGAAAAAGUCCCCGAUUUCGAUUCGGACGAGCUGCACCGAAUGACACAAUGGUUUUUCUCUCUCCCGCUCUCGACAAAAAACAAGCUGGCUACAAAGAGAUGGAACCCGGCGUCUAAGAAUGUGUAUCGGGGGUAUUUCCCAUCUGUUAGAAAUGAGGUUUCAUACAAAGAGGGAUAUGAAAUUGGCCGUGCACUUAGCUCGUGUGACAGCCGCGAUCGACAAAUAGCGCUGUAUGAACCAAAUCAGUGGCCCGAGGAAAACUCAAAGGACGGCGUUCGCUUCUGCGAUUUCAUGGAGAAGUAUCAUGAAACCAUGUCUAACUGCGGCAUGGAAGUGAUGCGCCUCAUAGCUUGCAGUCUUGGUAUGGAGAACGACACGUUCGAUGGUCUAUUUAUGAAGAAACCGCUGUCGACGCUCCGGCUACUGCAUUACCCACCACGAGACUGUGAGCCUAUUCCCCAGGCGCGAGACGGCCAUUUUACCCUCCAUUGCUCCGACCACACUGACUCUGGUUUUGUUACUCUCCUUUCUACAUUCCACUACGGGGGGCUUCAAAUACGAGACGAAGAUGACCAGUGGGUGAACGUGGAGCCACGCCCAAAUGCCCUUGUGAUGAAUAUUGGCGACAUGCUGGCCCGAAUGACCAAGGGGAAAUACAAGGCCACCCGACAUCGCGUUGUAGACUUAGGAGUGGAUCGGUUCUCUGUACCCUUUUUCUUCGAACCAUCUUUCGAUGCGGUUAUCGGUGAAGUCGACGGAGAGAAAGUGAAAUAUGGCCCCUGGCUUGUAAAAAAGAUGAAGGAGUUUGCAGAGUACAAGGAUACUGACUUUGGCAUGGUAAAUUGAGCUGAACAUAGACGCCCUACUUAGGCCCUACGGCUUUGUCAUUGAGUAUG